AUGCUCGCAGUCUCGCAACCGCAUGAUCCACCACAGCCAGCGCCACCUCCAUCAAACAUUCGAACGUCGUCGGCUCUUGUGUGUCCAUUGCCUCCUACUACUGCUACUGCUCGUCGCCUCUUGUCUGGUAUGUCCGUCGCCUCCUACUACUGCUCGUCAUCGGCGCCGUGCUUCUUCUCCGGCUUCCCUCUUCUCUGUUGGCGGUGCAUCAACGAGCUUAUUAGGGGUGGAGGAAUUAAUCGGGUUAAGCAUCAUUUGGCUGAAAAAGGCGGAGAUAUUGAGGUAUGUCAAAAGGUGUCAACUGUAGUGAGACACCAAUUCAAUCAAAAUAUUGAUGAUCUUCAAACCAAGAAAAGGAAAACUCAAGAAGAAUAUGCAGAAGUUUAUAAUGCUUGUAAUGGAGUUGAAAGAGAAUUUGAUGAGAUUGAACGUAAUGAGAUACGACAACAACAAAAAUCAAGGCUUCUAGCACCUAUCUCAAGAAAAGAAAAACAACUUAAGAGAUUACAAUAUUUUUUUCCAUCGGCAGCAACACCUGUAGCUCAACCAACUAUCAAAAGUGUUCUCCAAAGCAAAGAAAUUGUGGAGAAGUGUGAUAUUGCUAUUGCGAGAUGGAUGAUGGAUGCCAAUGUACCAUUUAAUGCGGUUAAUUCAGCUUAUUAUCAGCAAAUGAUCGAUGUUAUUGCAAACAUUGGUGCAUGGUAUAAAGUGCCAAAUUAUGGAAGAGUUCGUGGAUAUUUGUUGAGUAAAUUGGUUGAAGAUGUAAAGAAAAUGAUUGAAUAUAAUCGUGAGAUUUGGAAACAAACUGGAUGUACUAUCAUGGCCGAUGGAUGGACUGAUAAUUGUAGGCGUACUUUAAUUAAUUUCUUGGUUUAUUGCCCUAAAAGAAUUGUUUUUCUAAAGUCAGUUGAUACUUCUCAUGUCUUGAAAACUGAUGAUGCUUUGUUUAAGUUGCUUAGAGAUGUUGUAUUAUUUGUUGGUCUUGAGAAUUUUGUACAUGUAGUGACGGAUAAUGCUACAAAUUACGUUGCUACUGGAAGGUUAUUGAAAUCAGAGUUUUCUAGAUUGUAUUGGUCUCCUUGCGCAGCACAUUGUGUUAAUUUGAUAUUUCAGGAUAUUGGGAAGUUAGAGAAACUAGCUUUAGAUGAUUUGGGUCAAUUGAAUUUGGAAGAUGAUCGAGAUGAUGAUGAAGCUAAUAAUAAUUCUGGGAAAAAUGCAAAUCAGAAUGAAACCAAUCAGGAUGUAGCUCCAAAUUUGUCAGAUGAAACUAAGAAAGAUAUCCAGACUUUAAAAUUACUCCUUGAAUAUAAUUCACGAAUUAUUAUUUUCAUUGUGUUAAAUUGA
Messenger RNA from Arachis stenosperma, 1344 nucleotides. RefSeq lists its product as uncharacterized. Lineage: Eukaryota; Viridiplantae; Streptophyta; Magnoliopsida; Fabales; Fabaceae. The coding region runs from base 1 to 1344 and encodes 447 amino acids. The transcript is spliced from 4 exons. The record is from RefSeq and is a predicted model, not a curated record.